Molecule: messenger RNA, 1515 nt
Organism: Debaryomyces fabryi
Lineage: Eukaryota; Fungi; Ascomycota; Pichiomycetes; Serinales; Debaryomycetaceae
Exons: 1
Coding region: 1-1515 (504 amino acids)
Source: RefSeq, a predicted model, not a curated record
AUGGAGGUUGACUCCAUAGCACAACAUAUUCCACCUACUAUAGAAAAUAAGAGUUAUUCUUUACUGUGUGAUAUUGUUCAACCUUCUGGAUACCACGUAAUGGAGAGUAUUCCACAAAGAGAAGAAAGCAGAAGUGAACAUGGUACAGAGAACGAAAAAGGUGACAUGUCUUUAAGAAAUGAGGAAAACCUUCCCAUAAAUGACUCCUCAUCCUUAACAUGGUAUUCUAAGGAGAAACUUGAUCACCUGUCUUUAACAAAUCAAAAUGGCCCAAGUAUUAUCGGUAGCUCUCCUUCGCUUGAUGGAUUUUCUCCAGCCUGUGCUGAUGAAUUUUCAAUUCUUAGUUCGAGUAGAAGGGAAGAAAUAGGAAUGCUUUCAUUCAAUAUUUAUAAAAUUCAUAUAGAGCCAUAUACUCCAUUCGUUCUGUAUGACAUGUUCAAUUCAACUGACUCAGGAUACCUUGAUCAUUUUAGCAAAUUUUGUAUUCAUCUCGCCUCAGUAUCGUCUUCCACGAACCAAAUACCUCUCAGCACUAUAGACUUAUUAUUUGAAGUGUUUAAAGGGUAUAUGGAGGAUGAUAGCAGGUAUAUAUUUGAUGAGGUGACAUUAUCCUUCUUCUUGUUACUUCCUUUGAGAAUAAGGAUUUCUGAUAAUAUUGUUCAAAAGCAUCUAGGGAUGUUUAAUAAGUUUUACGAAAAGAACGGUAAUUCCUUACCCAUAAAUUUACUUGUUGGGGCGCUUACUGUUGAUGCAUUCUAUUCAUUGCUCAAAGGUACAUGGGUGUUAACAACAAAUACAUCUAUUUUAAAAGAAGUAUCUAAUUUUGUUGGGACUUUGAAUAAAAAAUGCUUCAACUAUCAUUAUUUAUCAGUAGCCUGUUUUCUAUAUAAAUUAAUAAUGGUUGUUUCAAAUAUAAAGCUUUCAUACGAAGAACAAAGAAUUGAGAUGCUACAUCUCGAGUAUGAAAUGUUGCUAUGGCCAGCAAAAUUAACUCGGGAGUUAUCCGUUGUCGAAGAUGACUUACUAGCCACACCAGAAGCUUUCUUUUUACAUGUUAUACAUAACACUUUAUUAAUAGAGUUUUAUUCCAAUGCACUUAGAUACAAAAAUAAGUUCGGUAAAAUGAAUUCUAUCUUUGCAGUCCCGGGCUUGUAUCAAUUUAUAGCUGGAAUGGCAAAGAGUAAUUUUCGAUUAAAUGAGGGUCUUGUAGGAAGAUGGUCUUUAAUUGCAAAUUGUCAAUUACAUACAGCCAAGCUUCUACUUGGCUUGUAUGAAGUUAUGGAGUUUGAAGAGUUUAUUCUGGCUUUAAGAUUUUACAAGAAAUCUACUAAUGUUUUCGAUUACGAGUUUCAAGAUCAUAUAUUUUCUCAAGUUCAAAAAUUAUUGACUAAGAAUAGUUCAUACAAGUUGAGUGAUGAUGAUAAGGAUGGACCGAAAGUUUUUUGGGUGUUCAGAGAUGUUAGAAGUAUGUCACUUCAAUUAUAUAUUGAUGAAUCAAAGGAAAGACUUCAUUAA